Molecule: messenger RNA, 1161 nt
Organism: Zymoseptoria tritici IPO323
Lineage: Eukaryota; Fungi; Ascomycota; Dothideomycetes; Mycosphaerellales; Mycosphaerellaceae
Exons: 1
Biological process (GO): coenzyme A biosynthetic process
Molecular function (GO): dephospho-CoA kinase activity
Source: RefSeq, a predicted model, not a curated record
CUACUUCUCUUACCACCAGCGCCAGAAUCGGCAACAGCUGCAACGUUGAAGGCGGCUUUCAGCGAAACAAUCAGCGAGGUGCUCAAAGAGGUCGCCCUCCACUCUGCCGAGUCCGAGAAAGCUGCUGUUCUAGAAAUCGCUCUAGCCUGUCCACACCUGGUCGGAUACCGUAACAAAUCGCGGACCAGCCUGUACGCACAGACGCAAACUCUCCUCGCGGCGGUGUACAAGCUGAUCACCGUGACUGCCGCGCAAGAAAAUAUCAACAUCGAGGAUGCGGAUGGCGUUGAUGUCAGAGUGUUGCUUGUGGCAUGGUCGUCCGAAGGCGAUGAGGAGCCACCAAUUUCAACGCCAUAUGGACCAAUCGUCGACCUAGCGAGCCUGGCAAAGUCUGGGAGAACAUGGCAAUUUGCAUUUGGCGUCGAAUCCGAUGAAGGUGAGAAAAUGGUCAGGCAAUUCGUGACGGCGAAGGGCAGCACGGACGACCUUGAACGUGUUCCCAGUGGUCCAGUCUCAAACUCGCGGAACUCUGGCAAAGCAUCUGUCACCUCAGGGCAAGGAUCUCGAAACCACGAGUUGCACUACGAUGUCGCGGUUGGCGGAACCUGGGACCAUCUUCACAUCGGCCACAAGCUUCUCAUCACGAUGACAAUCUUCCUCGUUGACGAGCGCAAGGCAUCGGAAGAACGAAGCGCAGUCAUAGGAAUCACUGGCGACACACUACUCGUCAACAAGAAACACGCCACUCUCGUCGAAAGCUGGCCAGACCGACAACGAGCCGUGGCCACAUUCUUCAACGCCCUCAUCGACUUCUCGUCGCCCGCCUCGUCGACUGGCCAUCGUCACGUGAGCAUACGCGACGACCCAGUCGCGAACGGAAAGUCCGUCGAUGUCCACUACCCCAACGGCCUGAUCGUCAAGUGUACUGAGAUCCAAGAUCCGUUCGGACCGACGAUAACAGAAGAGCAGAUAUCUGCACUGGUCAUCAGUGCCGAGACGCGGUCCGGUGGACAGGCCGUCAACGACAAACGCAAGGAGCAGAGUUGGAGGGAGCUAGAUGUGUUCGAGGUGGAUGUGUUGGAUGCCGAGGACGAGUCUGGCGGAGAAGGGGUGAAGGAGGGAUUCGAUAGCAAGAUCAGCAGUACGGCGAUUAGGGAGAAG